GCGAGGGCGGGCCUCUGCUGUCAGUCGACAGACACGGCACCGCAACACAGACCGAGGCAAUCUGCUCCACGUGCAACACGAAACAAAAAGUUCCUUAUCGUGGGUCCCAGCGGAUUGUUUAUCGCUAGAUCGGGCUGUAUGUGGUCUGCACCCAUGUCCCAGCCCGCUGCAUACGGUGCUGAGUCGCGCAGACUGCCACACGAGGAGCUUCGUUUCGACACGGCGGGUGGGGUGCAGUACAGCUUUAUCUGGCCGAUCUUGGGGACACCGGCGUGGCAGGGCAAGGAUUCUUCCUCCAAGGCAUUAUGUGAUCAUCAAAACCGUCGAUCGUCUGGUCUUUGGGGUUCGAGGCCGGACCUUGAACAUCUGGGGAUAAAGCUUGGCACAUCUUGCUCGACAGGAAUUGUCCUGCCAGCCCAGGCCCGGCUUCCGCAUACUGCACAAGACAACAAUUGGGGUUUGUCCUCCCUGGAGGCUGGUUCUUGAGGCACAUCCUGCCGAGAGGAUUGGUGACAUCACGGAUCCAACCCCGGCCGCUCAUCCAGGCCGCUAUUGCCCUCGCUUGCUUCAUACGGCGCCGACUGCCAAAAAGACACGAGCUUUGCCGUCUUGGGAGAUAUGGCCUCGCCUGACUUCGGGUUGCGAUGCUGACCCCACGGAUCCGCAGUCCAAAGGAAAUGACUCUGGACGUAAGGAGAUCGACCUGAGGGGCUGCAGGGGAGCAGAGCAGCUAGCCCGGGCCUCGGGACAGACGCAUGGAGGACCGGGGCCGAGCCCCUGGCCCCACAAAUGGAAAUAAGAUGCUGGGCUCGGAGUCGCCCGAGAUCUGCAAACCUAGUAGGGGGAUGGGUGGUGGACCACUGGCACUGCAGCCGUCUUGCCGCUUGAGGCUCUUCACAAAAUCCCCCCUUUCUGCGCGAAACCUUCACAACCGGCCUAAUGCACACCUGAGGCUCGCUUCGCUCGUUGGCACGCGCGCCCAGACUCGGGCUGCUCGGCCGUCAUCCAUCCCACAACUCCCACAACUCCCACGCUAGGAAAGCCUGUCUGCCUGUCUCGGUAACUUGCCGCCGCCCUCCUCACCGCGCCUACCUGGACCUCCGCCGAGUGCAGUCGUCGACGGAUCAAUUCUCUGGUCUUGGCGGUUUCAUAUUACAUUGUUUCCCUCCAGGCCCCCCAUGGAGCCGCCUUCGUUAUCAUUGGCCUGUCAGCGGGAUGCGGCUCAGGCACAGCUAGACGUCCCCCUGUCUCAUGCGGGUCGAUGUUUGAUGUUUCUCCGUUUGGACUUGAUAGAUCCUUACAGAUCCAGGCCGCCGGUCCACGACGGCAUCGCGGGCCUAUGAGAGGCCUUCCGCCACGCUUCUUUUGUGGGAGGUUGGCCAUAUGCGGCCCUGGCAUACCCACUUCAAUAAACUCGAGCGUCUAUGACCCCGGAAGCCUCGCGCCAGGACGCUGGGCAAUCUCCCCCCUCCCCCUCGUGUCUGUCUCCUGGCGACGACACAAACACGGACAGGACGUACUUAUACCAGGCUCGCCGAGCCGUCGAUCUUUUGGUUUCUCGUGCUUUUGUUCCUCAACCUCGUUCAAUUCGUCGUCUUCACACACCGACCAUUCAUUCUUUCACGGGUCUGCCUGGGGCUGCCAUUCAUUUCAACACAAGCUGUUAACCAUUGUCGAUCGUUCAUUCAACCCAACCAAAAACCCCCUUUCCGCCCCUUCGCUCACCAGUAGUGAAUAUCACAUCAAAAUCAAAAUGGCUGCCAAGAUCACCCUCGCUCUCAUUGCCUCCGCGACCCUUGUUGCUGGCCACGGAUAUGUGACCAACGCGACUAUCGGAGGAACCGAGUACGAGUUCUACCAGCCGUACCAAGACCCUUACAAGACCCCUGCUCCGGAGAGGGUCUCCCGCAAGAUCACCGGCAACGGCCCAGUCGAGGAUGUCACCUCAGCCGCCAUCCAGUGCGGUGCUGACACCGCCCCGGCUGCCCUCGUCGCCGAGGCCGCCGCUGGCUCCGACGUUGAGCUCUUCUGGACCCUGUGGCCCGAGUCCCACAUCGGCCCUUCGAUCACCUACAUGGCCAAGUGCGAGGGUGACUGCACUUCCUAUGAGCCUGGAACCGACGCUGUCUGGUUCAAGAUCCAGGAGAAGGGCCGUGAGGGCACCUCUGACACCUGGGGAUCUACCCCUGUCAUGACCGCUGGUGGCAGCAUCUCCUACACCAUCCCCGAGUGUCUCGAGCCUGGCAACUACCUCGUCCGCCACGAGCUGAUCGCCCUCCACUCGGCUGCCAGCUACCCCGGCGCCCAGUUCUACCCCGGCUGCCACCAGAUCAAGGUCACCGGCGGUGGAUCCACCGCCCCCACCGACCUUGUCGCCUUCCCUGGCGCCUACAAGGGCACUGACGCCGGUAUCGCGUACAACGCCUACACCUCCUCGGAGUACACCGUCCCCGGCCCCGCUCUGUUCACCUGCUCCGGCUCGUCAUCGGGCUCUGCCGGCUCUGCGGGCUCCGCUGCCUCGAGCGCUGCCGCACCGUCCUCUACGCUGGCUACGGUUACUAAGGCUUCAACUGCCGCCCCUGUUGCUACCGAUGCUGCCGACGACGAUGAGGCUUGUGACGUCCCUGCUACAACCACCGCUGCUAGCACUAGCUCUGUGGCUGCUAAUGUUGCCGCUGCCGCCACUUCUGAUGCCUCGGACGACGAGGCUUGCGAUGCUGAGGAGACUGUUACCGCUACUAUCACCUCCGCCGCUGCCCCCGCCGAGACUGGUGCUGCUGACGACGAAUGCCCCGCUGAGGAGGAGCCGCCUGUCGAGGAGACCGGCGACGAUGAGUGUGAGGCUUAAGUGACGCACGCACAUGGUCUGUCGCGCGUCCUAUGUACGUGAUGAGGCUUGUCGACUCACUACGAUGACGAUGUUGACUUGAGACACGGGUGUUUGGAUAAACGAUACAAGUGUUGCAUACUCGGUGCUGCACGUGCUUAUUUCAUCAUUGUAAAUAUUACUGGUGUCCUGGCUAGACUGGGCGAGAAUAUACAUCUGCGGAACAUA
Messenger RNA from Diaporthe batatas, 3055 nucleotides. RefSeq lists its product as uncharacterized. NCBI's taxonomy places the organism in Eukaryota, Fungi, Ascomycota, Sordariomycetes, Diaporthales, Diaporthaceae. The transcript has 2 exons. The coding region runs from base 1262 to 2848 and encodes 528 amino acids. The record is from RefSeq and is a predicted model, not a curated record.